AUGGCAGCCUGCCAGGGCCCCCUGGGGCGCCCUCUCCACCGAGUGUCCCUCCCUGCCCACUGGCACCAGGCUCUUUUUCUGAGUAAAGUGGGCAUUGAAAUGGUGCAGCCUCCUUCUGUGGGGAGGAGUGGGCACGUGGCUCGAGAUACAGCCCCACCCCGGCUGGCCACCCUCCGCAAGCCGCUCCCCUUUGUGGACCUCAGGUUCUGUGCUGCGGACGUGCGGGACUCGAAGCCAGUGAUAAAUAUUGAGCUAGAGGACCGGAACACUAGCUCUAUAACUUUGAACUGGACAGCUUCGCUGAACCUCAACCAAACACUGGACAGCUACCGGAUCCAGUGGUCAAAGGGAGACAGCCUGCUAGGGACUCAGGAAACAUCGGAUACCAGGGUCACAGUGACAGGCCUGGAAGCUGGGACUUCGUACACCUUCACACUCUGGGUUGAGAGGAAUGGUAUCGACAUUACAGAUGAGAAGAUUAACGCAUCAACAGUCCCCAAUGCAGUUCCAAGUGUUGAGGUGCAGGGCCGCAGCACCACCUCCAUCACCUUGGCGUGGACAGCUCCCCAGGGCCCAGAACAACCACCCUACACCUACUGGGUCCAGUGGUCAAGAGGAGACAGCCUACAAGGGAACCAGAGCACAUCAGAUACCUGGGUCACAGUGGAGGAGCUGGAGCCUGGGACCUUGUACAGUUUCGCUGUCUGGGUUCAGAGAAACGACGUCAACAGUGUCAAAGUGACAACUGAUGUGUCUACAGUACCCAACGCAGUUCCAAGACUUGAAGUGCAGGACCGCAAUACCACCGCCAUCACUUUGGCGUGGGCAGCUCCCCAGGGCCCAGAAGAGCCACCCUACACCUACUGGGUCCAGUGGUCAAGAGGAGACAGCCUGCAAGGGAACCAGAGCACCUCAGAUACCUGGGUCACAGUGAAGGAGCUGGAGCCUGGGACCUUGUACAGUUUCGCUGUCUGGGUUUGGAGGAAUGACGUCAAUAGCACCAGUGUGGCCAUUGAUACGUCUACAGUCCCCAACACAGUUCCAAGUCUUGAAGUGCAGGAUCGCAACACCACCUCCAUCACCUUGGCGUGGACAGCUCCCCAGGGCCCAGAACAGCCACCCUACACCUACGAGGUCCAGUGGUCAAAGAAAGAAGACAGCCAACAGCAUAGAGAAGGAACCUCAGAUACCAUAAUCGUGAUCAAGGAGCUGCACUCUGGGACUUUGUACUUCUUCACUGUGUGCGCUCAAAGGAAUGGAGUCAGGAGUGACGCCAGGGAUCUCACGGAAGCCACCGUCCCCAAUGAAGUCACUGAGCUGCAGAACACAAGUCAGACCAACAGCUCAGUCACCUUGCACUGGAAGCCCCCAGCGGACCCCUACCCUCAGUCCUAUGUAUACUGGGUCCAGUGGGCCAGUGGAGGACAGUCACAGAGGGCGACCCACCCCCAAGGAGAUGAGAUCAACCAGACAGUCAAGACCAAUGAGACUCAGUGUGUGGUGAAAGCCCUCUUACCUGGGACUCUGUACGACUUCACGGUGUGGGCAGAGAUGAACAACGUAUCCAGUUCCACACAGAGCCUCCGUGCAUCCACAGUUCCUGACCCAGUCACCAUCACCUCCUGUGUCAGCAUCUCGAGUGGUUACGGAGUCUCUCUGACCUGGUCCUGCCCCUUGGGAGGAUAUGAGGCCUUCAAGUUGGAGGUGGACGGACAGCAGGUUGUCCAGGACAAGUCUUCCUGUGGGAAGGACAUCCCUUUGUCGGGGCUCCAGCCGGCUCGGUCCUACCUGGCCACUGUCACAACCAUGUGGGAAGGAAUGAGUGCACCUGCUGCCUCUGUGACCUGCCAUACUGAGAGCGCAGGAGUCAUUGCUGGUGCCGUGGUGGGCGUCCUUCUGCUUCUCGUCCUGGUGGGCCUGCUGGUUUUCUUCUUGAGGAAGAGGAAAGAGAAGAACCAGGAGAAAGCAGCAUUGUGGGAUCUGGCCUUCAGUUUCCCAGAAGACAUCUCGGCUGAGGAUUUUGCCGAUCACGUCAGGAGGAAUGAGAAAGACAGCCAUUGUGGAUUCGCAGAGGAAUACCAGCAACUAACCCUGGAAGGACACAAUCAGCCCCAGACGGUGGCCUCGGCUCCUGAGAACAACGCCAAGAAUCGCUACAGAAACGUGCUACCCUAUGACUGGUCUCGGGUGCCCCUGAAGUCCCUCCAAGGAGAGCCGGGCUCUGACUACAUCAACGCUAGCUUCAUUCCCGGUCUGUGGAACCCCCAGGAGUUCAUCGCAGCCCAGGGUCCCCUGCCCCAGACGGUGGGCGACUUCUGGCGUCUGGUAUGGGAACAACAGAGCCACACCCUGGUCAUGUUGACCAACUGCAUGGAGUCUGGCCGGGUGAAGUGUGAACAUUACUGGCCACUAGAUUCUCAGCCCUGUACCCAUGGGCAUCUGCAGGUGACUCUCGUGGAUGAGGAGGUGACCGAGGACUGGACAAUACGGAACCUGAAAGUCUUCAAUAUGGAUGAACAGAAGACGCUGUCUGUGCGUCAAUUCCACUACGUCGCCUGGCCGGAUCACGGUGUCCCCCACUCCCCAGACCCCUUGCUGGCCUUCUGGAAAGUCCUCCGCAAGUGGCUGGACCAGAAGGUGGGGGACGGUCCAGCCAUUGUGCACUGCAGUGCCGGCGUGGGUCGCACGGGUACCCUCAUUGCCCUGGAUGUCUUGCUGCGGCAGCUGGAAACUGAGGGUGUCGUGGGGCCCUUCAGUUUUGUGAAGAAGAUGAGAGCAAGCCGCCCCCUGAUGGUUCAGACGGAGAGCCAGUACGUGUUCCUGCACCACUGUAUCCUGAGGUUCCUUCAGCAGUCCUCCACAGCCCCGGCGGAGGAGAGCACGAACGGGGAUGUGGGAGACCUCAUCUACGAGAACAUAGCUGUGGUCAAAACCCAGGAGCAGCAGGCGUCCACGGCAACCACGGACAGCGCUCCGCUCCCGCCCGCGUGCGAGGGCGGGGUCCGGGCGGGGCUGGCGCCUCGGUGUCUCCCCGGAGGGUCGGUGCUGCGAGCAGGUAGGAACCGCUGGGACCUCCCCUGCCUGAGCCCCAUCCUCGCACUCAUCCCCGGAGGAGCCUCGGGGCUGGAGAGGGAGUGCAAGCGAGGCACUGAGCGAGGGAGCAGGAAGGCUGGAGCGAGGAACAGGGAGAAGGGGAUUGAGACAGGUGUGGAGGCAGACAAAGACGGGCGAGGCGGCGGGGAAGGAAAGGAGAGGUCCUGGGACACGACCACGGGCAGAGGAGGCACCAGGGCAUGUCCUUUCCGCCUGCAAGAAUGGGAAGAAGGAGGGGAACUGAGUCUCAGCUUUCAGGGCCAGAUGUGGAAAGGGGAGCCAGAUGUGAUGCACGGACAAACGGACGAAAGGACCACAGACUGA
Molecule: messenger RNA, 3417 nt
Organism: Elephantulus edwardii (Cape elephant shrew)
Lineage: Eukaryota; Metazoa; Chordata; Mammalia; Macroscelidea; Macroscelididae
Gene: PTPRH
Product: protein tyrosine phosphatase, receptor type, H
Exons: 20
Coding region: 1-3417 (1138 amino acids)
Biological process (GO): protein dephosphorylation
Molecular function (GO): protein tyrosine phosphatase activity; protein binding
Source: RefSeq, a predicted model, not a curated record